Messenger RNA from Neltuma alba, 1766 nucleotides. Its product is annotated as myb family transcription factor PHL5. The transcript is spliced from 7 exons. Lineage: Eukaryota; Viridiplantae; Streptophyta; Magnoliopsida; Fabales; Fabaceae. Gene Ontology annotation, molecular function: DNA binding; DNA-binding transcription factor activity. Bases 286 to 1509 code for a protein of 407 amino acids. The record is from RefSeq and is a predicted model, not a curated record.
UAUACUUUGACAAUAUCAAUUGAUAAUUCCCCAUUAAUUUUCCAGCCCUUUAUAAAUUACAAGAUUAAAUUAUAGCCUUGUAUGGUAGCAUCUAGACAGCUUGAUUCAAGUCUUGUCCCUGAAGCCUUCUGGAAUACAGCGAAAGAAUUUUAUGCCAGGGUCUCCAAUUUGACAUUCCUAUUGUUGCCUUGCCAUUCUUCUGAUCUAAUCUUCUUCUUUUCUUUCUCUGAUACAAAUCUGCACAGAAUCUAGCCUCAGCUUUUGCUAUCCCAAACAAGCUCGUAAAUGAAUGAGAACAUGGUUGAUUUCUCAGGGAGAGUUCAAGUUCAGCAGAGCCACGGACUAAACGGGGAUUGUAAUUCUGAGUUUGCUAAUGGUUUUUGUGAAUACGUGGAUAUUAAUCAGGCGUGGAAUAUGGGAAGUUGCAGCCAAACACUCGCCGUCGCCGGAGGAGGAGCCCAACAGCCACCAAACCAGGGCCCUGCAAAAUCCGCCCCCACCAUCAUGAGCCGUUUUGAAUCUCCAGCUUCUGCGUUUUACGCCACAGAACGAUGCAUGGGGUUUCAGGUUCAGCAAUAUGAUUCCCAGAUUGGUAAUCCAUCUCUAACCUCUCAGUUUCCCAAGCUUAAUGACUUGGAGUUCCCUCUUUAUCAGUCUGAUCCCAGCGUCGAAUUGUCCAAUACCCUGCAAGCCAUGGUGAAAUCUCCAUCGAUUAAUAACCAAUACUAUAGAUCCCCUGAAAAAUCCAAUAAAGUUUCUUAUGGGAAUGUGCCCACCACCAAUCCUACUCAACAACACAGCUUGUUUAUUAACGAUGCUGCCUUAGUUAAGAGGAGCUCAACUUAUAAGGGAAAUCAGGAUCAUACGAUGAGUUUCUCUUCUCAGCAAGAGAAGUUUUCUCCGCCACUUACAUCAGAAGGGAGUGUGUCAACUGUUUCCGGCAACCAUGGUUCCAAUGGGACAGCAGUCUCAAGCAAAACUCGCAUUAGGUGGAACCAGGAUCUUCAUGAGAAGUUUGUUGAGUGUGUGAAUCGCCUUGGAGGUGCUGAAAAGGCGACGCCAAAAGCUAUAUUAAAGCUGAUGGAAUCUGAUGGAUUGACCAUCUUCCAUGUGAAGAGUCAUUUGCAGAAAUAUAGAAUAGCAAAAUACAUGCCAGACUCAGCUCAGGGAAAGCCUGAUAAAAGAUCCAAUGCAGAAGAUGUGCUUCAUCUUGACACCAAAACUGGGUUGCAGUUGAGAGAGGCGCUUCACCUGCAGUUGGAUGUUCAAAGGCGCCUUCAUGAACAGCUAGAGAUUCAGAGGAAGUUGCAGUUGAGAAUUGAGGAACAGGGGAGGCAGCUGAAGAAGAUGUUUGAUCAGCAGCAAAAGACGAGUGAUAGCCUCUUGAAUACUCAGAAUUUGAGCAGCACAGCCAAUGAUAAUAACGAUACAUCAAAUAAUCAUAGAGGUGUUGAAUUAUCAACUUUUGAAGGGUCUGGGAAUUCUUUCUUUCCUUCCAAGAUAAGUUAGCUCUCUCGGGACAAGCAAUUCUAGUCUUCCAACAAAGCUUACUCAUCUCAAGCAACAGAACAGAGAGCCCACACCUUACAAUUUUGUUAUGGUACUUAAAGAUUAGUGCAUGAGACCGGUGUGCUUCCAUACUAUACCCUUUUGAAACCAGAAGCAAUGUGAAUCCUUGUUUCAUUGACCCGAAAACAUAAAUGAAGGAAGGAAGUAAGAAAAAUCGUGAAUGAGAAUUUGAGAUGAAGAGAUCUUGCGUCAUUACA